Molecule: messenger RNA, 1875 nt
Organism: Anopheles moucheti
Lineage: Eukaryota; Metazoa; Arthropoda; Insecta; Diptera; Culicidae
Product: G patch domain-containing protein 4
Exons: 3
Coding region: 35-1495 (486 amino acids)
Biological process (GO): regulation of ribosome biogenesis
Cellular component (GO): nucleolus
Molecular function (GO): nucleic acid binding
Source: RefSeq, a predicted model, not a curated record
CAAUAAACCGAGGAACGUGUUUCUUUGUCACAAUAUGGAUUUUGCUAAGAAUAUUUUACAAAAAUAUGGCUGGAAAGAAGGCGAUGGGCUAGGUAAAAACAUGAAUGGCAUUGCGGUUCCCAUCAGUGUCAGUAUGAAGAGAAGCACUAGCGGAAUCGGAGCAAAUCAAUUGAGUGCGGCAACUAACAACUGGUGGGAACGUGUUUACAAUGAGGCGGCCAGCAAUAUAGAGAUACAAUCCGGUGGCAAGAAAAACAAAACCGGCGAGGUUACCCUUCAGCAGGUGAACAAAGACGCGGUUGAGAUUACCACCAAAAGUUAUUCCGUAAACAAAUUGAAGCGAAUGAAUCAGAAUGGCUCCAAGUAUGGGAACGUAUUCCUUAAAGCUUCUACGUUGUUGGGAAAUACGGGUCGCGAGGAAGAGGAUCCAGAACACAUCCGUACGGAGGAUAUCCAGUUUAAUCCCGUAAAAACUCUUACGGACGAGGAGUUGUUCGCAGCGUGUGGUGGUCGAACGGCCCACAAAGGUGCUCGUCAUGGGUUGGGUCUGAAAGGUAAGCUGGCACGGAUCGACGAACAGAACAAUAAGCUCAUGCAGCAGUUGGAAAGCCAAUCAUUCGAAGCUGUGAUAAAAUCUAACGACUGGCAGGUACAGCUAUCUAAAAAUGGGCGCAAAAAAUCGAAAAAACAGAAACGAAACGUACAAAGGUGGAUUGAGCACAGUUCAGCGGAUGUGGAUGAGGAGGUGAAGGAUAUGGUCCAUCAUGCAGAUUACGUGGUGGCGAAAAACAAAAAGAAAAAGAAAGCCCAACAAAAAACUGACCAAGAGCUCGCAGAUGAAAUGGUGAGCAUGUUUGCGGGAUUACCGGAAGAAAGUGGCGCUGAAGAGAAUGAACCGGAGGUACAGAAACCAAAAGCGAAACGCAAAUCAAAAAAGGCUCUAUGUUUGAAUGCUGAAUUAGAACUUCUGAGUGAAAAAAUUCGUAAACUGGACCACAGUUCGGUGACGAUUAAAAAAAAGGACAAAAAGAAAGUGAACAAACUUAAACAGGCGAUGAGCGGCGUUGGUGACGACGAUUCUGCUACGCUUGAUCCGGCUGCCAAGUAUCGCAAGGAUUAUCGUACCGACUUGAAACAAAACAAUCGUUUGCUCAAAACGCUGGUGCAUCACGAAGUUGUGGAAGAAAAGCUCGUCAAAAAGCCGGUGGCGUUGCUGCGAUCUGACUCCAGUGACCAGGAGGAAGAGGACGUAGUGCAGCGCGUAAACGACGAGCAGAAUCAGUACAGGUCGAAAAUGCGAGCCACAGUGCCAAAGAUAAACAUUAUCGAACCAACGGAAGAUGAUUGUUUUGCCAUGGGGCAGAGCCUAAAAGAGCGUCAUAAGAACGACGUGAAGCGUGUGGGUAAUCGAACCUCGAGCGGGAAACGCAAGAAAACGAAGAAAAGAGAGCGUCAAUUGGCACAGCUAGCGGACAAAUUGUCCAAAAAUUUGUAAACGAAAAGCAAUAAUUUCUUAUCAACACCAACAAGUGGUAUGGCUCUAAUUUGAAAUGGAACCCAUAUACCGUAUUUUCACAUGUCUAACAUCAUCUUUUGUAUCCACAAUUUUAAAGUAUCAAGGUGGGACUGGUAUUAUACAUGAGAUAUAAUGCUAUUAUUCCACUCUUUUUGUGCCAGAUCUGAAGAAAAAAAAUAACAAAAACAGAUUUGGUGUUGUUACACACGCAAAAAUACGGUAUGCAGCUGAUCGAAUGAAACGACUGGCGUUUUAUUCUGUUGCUGCAUUUGUUUCAGAAAGGCAAUUUCGGUGCAUCUCAUGGAUACCAUAUACUUAUCCACGUGAACAUAAUAAAGUGCAUCUUGAAAUGCAACGCC